This is a messenger RNA of Oncorhynchus kisutch (coho salmon), 1786 nucleotides long. RefSeq names its product di-N-acetylchitobiase-like. Bases 51 to 611 code for a protein of 186 amino acids. Lineage: Eukaryota; Metazoa; Chordata; Actinopteri; Salmoniformes; Salmonidae. Gene Ontology annotation, molecular function: hydrolase activity, hydrolyzing O-glycosyl compounds. The transcript has 3 exons. Gene Ontology annotation, biological process: oligosaccharide catabolic process; DNA integration. The record is from RefSeq and is a predicted model, not a curated record.
UUGUCAGUGUUGUAUAUUUCUUUACUGUAGGUGAUGUGUCUAUCCCUGAAAUGGUGUACCCUGCCAACAGGACAGCAUGGAUCACAAGCAAAGUGGACUUGGCAAAGAGGCAGUUUAUGGAUGGCAUCAACAUAGACAUUGAGCAAGAGGUGGCCGACUCCUCCCCAGAGUACUACACCAUGACAGCACUCGUCAAAGAGACCACUGAGGCCUUUCAUAGAGAGAUCCCAGGUUCCCAGGUGUCAUUUGAUGUUGCCUGGUCGCCCAAGUGUAUAGACGGGCGCUGCUACGACUACGCCGCCAUUGCCGAGUCCUGCGACCUGCUAUUUGUGAUGUCAUAUGAUGAGCAGAGUCAAAUAUGGGGCGAUUGUGUUGCGAUGGCAAAUGCUCCAUUCAAUCAGACACAGUCAGUGGCUGGACUUCAUUCUCGUGUCGGCUAUCCUACUAAGCUUCACCACGACCAAGGGAGAGAGUUCGAGAACAACCUGUUCCAGAGACUCCAACAGCUUGCAGGGAUAUCCCACUCCCAAACAACCCCAUACCAUCUGCAAGGAAACUUUGUGGAAAGGAUAAACCGAACACUCCUGCAGAUGCUCCAUACUCUGCAAUAAGAAAAGGCGGCGGAGUGGAAAGACCAUCUACCAAACAUUGUCCAUGCCUACAACUGUACAAGGCACUAAGGAACAGGGUAAUCCCCAUUCUUUCUCCUGUAUGGCAGAGCCCUGUGCCUUCCCAUCAACCUACUGUUCAACCUCAAACCAGAAGUUAAGACAAGAUCCCAAAAGUUAUUUGCAGAGAAGUGGGCAACAAAGAUGCAAGACACAUACAAAAUUGCUUCUGAGAACAGUCAAAAGUCCUCAGUGAAAAGGAAAGAAAAACUAUGACAAGGGUGUCAAAGGUGCCACACUUCAACCAGGGGACAGUCCUUAUAAGGAACCUUUCGGAGCGAGGUGGCCCCGGGAAACUCUGGCUACUGGGAGAAGACGGGCCACAGAGUUGUAGAGACGAGAGGUUCCAAUGUACCAUCAACAUCCAGUCGGAGUCUGGAUACAAAGCCCUUUGUUUGCUGCACCGGAACCUCCUGCUCCCUGUAAAUUACUUACCUAUGGAACACGACACUCCCAACACUCCAACCAAAAGAAAAACACAAAGACAGAAACAGUCAAGAUACGGUGACACAGUUGACCAAUAAUCUGACAGUUCAGAUGAAGAGGAAAUAUACUACUCUAACUGGUCCUCGGCUUCACCAGAGCGAUGUUGGGCCACAACCAAGUCAACCGGAGCGGCGUACCAGACUGCAAGCUACUGUGUAGGAGUUCUGACCUACAGUGACAGAAGAACCAGGACAGAACCAGGAAUAGCCUAAAGAGCCUGAAGUGGAUGACAAAGUGCAGGAGGAAGUCCAAGACGUCAUACCAGUGUAGCAGCAAGAGGCCAGCAAGAGACUUAGCUUUGAGAAGGUCCACGCGCACUGGGAGACCUCAAUGUGCACCUAGAUUAAUCUCCCAGUGUCUGAUGGAAAGCAGAAUAAACAUGUUUUCCUCUACAAUUUUGCCUGUGCUUAGCUCCAUUCAGUUUAUUUUUUAUCGUGAAAAAUACACCAGUCCUUAACGAUUACAAUCAUACCCAAAACAUGAUGCAGCCACCACUAUGCUUGAAAAUAAUGGUGCUACUCCGUAAUGGGUUGUAUUGUGUUUGACCUUAACGUAACACUUUGUAUUCAGGACAAAAAGUUAAUUGCUUUUCCACAUUUUUUAAAAUAUUACUUUAGUGAAAUGUUGCAAAC